CCCCCCUCAUUCGCGCGUUAGAAGGCUCAGGCCGUUGUGCUGUGCUGUCUUCCCGCCUGCGCCAGGGACCUGCCCAACUCAGUGGACCUCUGAGGAUUUCAGUGAUGUUUGCCACAGGUGAGCAUGGCAUCAGACGAGGGCAAACUUUUCGUUGGAGGGCUGAGCUUUGACACCAAUGAGCAGUCGCUGGAGCAGGUCUUCUCAAAAUAUGGGCAGAUCUCAGAAGUGGUAGUAGUGAAGGACAGGGAGACCCAGCGAUCGAGGGGCUUUGGGUUUGUCACCUUUGAGAACAUUGAUGACGCCAAGGACGCUAUGAUGGCCAUGAACGGGAAGUCUGUGGAUGGGCGGCAGAUCCGGGUUGACCAGGCCGGCAAGUCAUCUGAUAACCGAUCCCGUGGGUACCGAGGUGGCUCCUCGGGGGGCCGGGGCUUCUUCCGUGGGGGCCGAGGCCGGGGCCGUGGGUUCUCCAGAGGAGGAGGGGAUCGAGGCUAUGGUGGUAGCCGGUUCGAGUCCAGGAGUGGGGGCUAUGGCGGCUCCAGGGACUACUACAGCAGCCGGAGUCAGGGUGGCGGCUAUGGUGACCGGAGCUCAGGCGGGUCCUACAGAGACAGCUACGACAGUUACGCUACACACAACGAGUAAAAAUCCUGCUCAAGAUCGUCCUUCCAAUGGCUGUAUAUUUAAAGAUUUUGGGAGCUCCGCUGAAUCGUUAAUGUGUAGUGAAUCCACCUCCUUGUACCCACUUUUGUAGUCUUAUCAGUUCCUAUCUUGUCAAACACAGCCUGACUGCUUCUGACCCCAGAUGGCCUCAUUACUACAGUUUUCUUUUUAAAGAAGUGCCGUCUGUUUUUGAGGAUUUUAAACAUGUUUUGCAAAGCACUUCAGGUUUUACUUUUUAUCGUGAGCCAUGAGCUUUUUAGAAAAAUCAUUGAGGGUUGCGAGAGUUUGAGUUUGGGUUGUGUUGCCUUUUUUCUCUUUUUCGUGGGGUCGGCCCCAAGUAGUUAGGGGCCCCAAGUCACUUGUCUUUUGAGUCUGAACGGACUCUGAAUCCGCUCUUUGGCAGAAGCUGAGCACACUGUGGCUUUUUUUCAGCUCCGUGUAAUGUUCCUGAGCGUAGCAUGGUAUGGUAGGACCGGGUGGCGGCAGAGGUGCCUGGCUGCCUGGCCCCACCGCCCCUCUGUACUGUAUCAUCCACGGUAGACUUGCAGACGUCCCAAGAGUUUCUUGAAAAUGUUUAUUUAUAUUGUCUUUUUUUUACUGGAAGACGUGUGCAUAUGUCAUUGAUGUUGUAUUUGAAGUGGCUAAGGAAUUCUUGUAUGCAGUUUUCUUUGGCUUCACGAAGCCGAUUAAAAGCCCGUCUGAAUGAA
Messenger RNA from Phacochoerus africanus (Common warthog), 1367 nucleotides. RefSeq names its product cold inducible RNA binding protein (gene CIRBP). Gene Ontology annotation, biological process: positive regulation of mRNA splicing, via spliceosome. Gene Ontology annotation, molecular function: RNA binding. The transcript has 7 exons. Gene Ontology annotation, cellular component: spliceosomal complex. Bases 124 to 642 code for a protein of 172 amino acids. NCBI's taxonomy places the organism in Eukaryota, Metazoa, Chordata, Mammalia, Artiodactyla, Suidae. The record is from RefSeq and is a predicted model, not a curated record.